AUGCUGAGCCGAGGUCACAACCUUUCUUCACUGUGCUCUGUGACCUGGGACCGGGUCACGUGCUGGCCCUUCGCGUCCCCCGGCACUACCGUCCACCUGCCGUGCAUGAGGGAGUUAAAUGGCGUUUUUUAUGACCAGAGAGACAACGUGAGCCGUUUCUGCCAAAGUGACGGAACUUGGGAGCCCCGCAGUAACUACAGUGCCUGUCAGCCAAUCGUCCCUUCCCUUCACAGCACGACCGACAGAAUCAUAAUGGGUGGAAUGAGAGACGUCACCCUGUCGGAGAAUUUAGCAACACUGCACCUACUAGGCUAUGCUGUUUCUGUGGCUGUGCUGGGUAUUGGCCUCUUCAUCUUCAUCAGGUUCAAAGACCUGAGAUGUGUCCGUAAUACUAUCCACAUUCACCUGAUGCUCACUUACUUACUGCUGGACACUUGCUGGCUCCUGGCCGCUACCUCCCAGCUUUCUCGCCUGCUGAUGAACCUGAAACACUGCAACUUAUGA
Molecule: messenger RNA, 504 nt
Organism: Penaeus monodon (black tiger shrimp)
Lineage: Eukaryota; Metazoa; Arthropoda; Malacostraca; Decapoda; Penaeidae
Product: diuretic hormone receptor-like
Exons: 5
Coding region: 1-504 (167 amino acids)
Biological process (GO): cell surface receptor signaling pathway; adenylate cyclase-modulating G protein-coupled receptor signaling pathway
Cellular component (GO): plasma membrane
Molecular function (GO): diuretic hormone receptor activity; G protein-coupled peptide receptor activity; peptide hormone binding
Source: RefSeq, a predicted model, not a curated record